AUGAAGUUUAUAAACGCCGCAAUUAUCUGCCUGUGUCUCGUUUCCACUGCGUUUGCAUUCUUUACGGACGACGACUACGGCACUCCACUCGGCGGAACCAAUUUGAUGGUGGAUGAAAAUGACGGGCUUUUGAAGGAAUACGACGAGGAGGCAGGUGGAGACGGUGAUGACGAAGACGGUUGGGUGGUUGUGAAUGACGGCGAAAUCUCGCACCUCUUUAAUCAAAUCGAAGAAGGUCAGGGAGGUGACGAUUUCCCGCUGGAGGAGCACGCGUCCGUGGACACAACAACGAACCCCUUCACAGAACCUUCCAUGGAGACUCACAUGGAGUCUACUGAGCCCGACAUCACAGCAGAAGCCGCUUCAACAGACACUACGCCUUCAACAGAAGCAGAAGUCACAACAACGUCCUCAUCGAGUCCAACAGAAGUGGAAUCUACACCUGCAACUGCCGACACAACCACUUCCACGACGGAAAGCAGAACUUCAACCCUGAAUAGAGAAGAACCCACAGAUGCAUCGACAUGGACUGCAUACACAAAUGCAACCAUUUCUACGGAAACUUUUGGCGAAAACGAGUCUUCAGCAACCUCGGCAGAGACAGAAGGCACUAGUGCGUCAGCAGACACAUCAAUACCAUUGGCUACUUCAACAGAACCUCACGAUUCAACUGAAUCUGUUGGCAGUGGCACGUCCUCUGUCACUUCGGUGGCGAAUGAAGAUGUAGCUGGAGAUUUAGGCAGGAAUGAGUCCUCAGCAACUUUGACAGAGUCAGAAGGCACGAGUACGUCGGCAGACGCAACAAUGUCAUCGACUACUUCGACAGAACCGCACGAUUCAACGGAAUCUUUGGAUGGAACCAAUUCGACAGGGAUAGAAGACACCACAACUUCGCCAAAUGCCUCCGAAGAAACGUCGUCGGGCAGAAAUGUAUCCACAGAUACAUCGGAGCAGAUGGGAACUUCAAAGCCCGGAGCAGUCGACGCCGGAUCAACAACAGAAGCGUCUAAAGAAUUGAACACUACGGAAACCCCAGCAACCGCAGUUUAA
Molecule: messenger RNA, 1050 nt
Organism: Mesocestoides corti
Lineage: Eukaryota; Metazoa; Platyhelminthes; Cestoda; Cyclophyllidea; Mesocestoididae
Source: the annotation of a GenBank genome assembly